Molecule: messenger RNA, 1444 nt
Organism: Menidia menidia (Atlantic silverside)
Lineage: Eukaryota; Metazoa; Chordata; Actinopteri; Atheriniformes; Atherinopsidae
Source: the annotation of a GenBank genome assembly
ACGGUAUUAUGGGACUAGUGAAGACUGCAUGUGUGGUUCUAACAAGAAGUAUUACAACCAUGGCAAAGCAUAGAUUCAUUGAUAUUGGUAUAAACCUGACAGAUCCCAUGUUUAGAGGACUCUACAGAGGGAAACAGAAACAUGAUGAUGACUUUGAUCAGAUCAUCGACAGAGCUCUCAGAGUAGGAGUUGAGAAGUUUAUAAUUACUGGGGGGAGCCUCAAAGACAGCAAGGAAGCCCUAAAACUAUCUGAAACCAAAGACGAGUUCUAUUGCACAGUCGGCUGUCACCCCACCCGCUGCACAGAGUUUGAACAGACCGGAGAAUCCCAGUACCUCUCGGGUCUGAGAGAACUGUCAUCAGCACACAAAGGGAAGGUGGUGGCCAUCGGAGAGUGUGGACUGGAUUUCGACAGGUUGGAAUUUUGCCCAAAAGAGACUCAACUAAAGUACUUUGAAAAGCAGUUUGACCUGGCAGAGGAGACCAAGCUUCCCAUGUUCCUCCACUGUCGAAACUCCCACGUGGAGUUCAUCGAGAUAAUGAGAAGGAAUCGAGACCGGUGUGUUGGAGGAGUGGUCCACUCUUUUGAUGGGACGGCGGAAGAGGCUGCCGCUCUCAUUGACCUGGACCUUUACAUUGGAAUAAAUGGAUGCUCCUUGAAAACAGAAGCCAAUAUUAAAGCUAUGAAGUCUAUCCCUACUGAGAGGCUCAUGAUAGAAACAGAUGCUCCAUGGUGUGGUGUAAAGAACACACAUGCAGGUUCCAGCCACAUUAAAACAACGUUUCCCACCAAGAAGAAAUGGGAGGCAGGACACUGUCUGAAGGACAGGAAUGAACCAUGUCAUAUCAUACAAGUUCUUGAGGUGAUGGCCGCCGCUAGGGAAGAGGAUCCACUGGAGCUCGCCAACACAAUCUACAAUAACACAAUCAAGGUCUUCUUCAGCUCGAGCUGAUGUAAAAGAACUGGGAAACAUGGCUUUGACAUGCUUUAGUGAAUGCUCGUGACAUACUCAGAAGAAUUUGAAUUAAAAUGUCUUCUGAUAUUUUCACCUCUUCCAUUUCUUUAAUGACAACACUUUUCUCUUUUUUUUAAUCGGCAACAGGUAUGGACACAUAAUAUGGAAUAUACAUACAUCAAUAAGAAUUAUGAGCAUGCGCUUUUGUAGAACAAAACAUGGCAUCAGUCAGGACAUUGAUAUAAAUUAUCAGAGGGUUUCUUGGAGUGUUUGAUGUGGGGGUUUUCACAAUAAAUCCUCUUAGCCCUUUGGAUUGCUGGGUGGGGUCUUUGUGGAUUUGAUUUGCCUCCCACAGAUGUCAUCAGAUCGGAUCAGAUUAGUUCCUAGGGAGGUUGGAAGUCAAAUAAAUAUUAUGGCCCCCCCAACUAUCCUCUGCUGGGGGAAGGAGGUUACAGGCUGUUGCCAUAAUGAUUGGUAUGUGAAAGAAU